GCAUCUGACAUGAAAAUAAUGGCAAGCGAAAAACAUCCAACCCCAAGCAUCCUCAGCCUCGCCUGGCUCUUCGGAAAAACCGCAAUCACCACCCUAUCACAGCUCCUAACCUACCCAUUCCUAACCCAGCGCGCCGCGUCUCUAAAAAAACACCUCCUAAACACCGCAAUAAGAACCCUCCUCCACACCAUCACAAUCCCACAACUCCACCGCCUAAACAACACCACAACAUCAACCCGCUACACCUCCUUCUGCACCUCUCAAAACCUCCCUCCACACACCCUAUCCAUCAAACCCAGUACCCCAGAAACCCCACAAACAACUGCACACUGGAUCGGCGACCCCAACGCUUCCAUCGUAAUAUUGUAUUUCCACGGCGGAGGGUACACGCAACCCGCAACAUCAGGAACAUUCCUCUAUCUCCACCACCUAAUUGCAACCCUCCAACUCCGCACUUCAACUCCAGAAACCCAAACCACCGUAGCAGCACUAGUAUUAGCGUACGACCUCGCGCCAGAGUCUCCGUACCCAACUCAACUCAAACAAGCAGCUUCUACGCUCUCGUAUCUCUUGCACCCUACACACCGACGACCAUCUACUAUCUUCCUAUCCGGCGACUCCGCGGGCGGGAAUCUAGCGUUGGCACUGCUAUCCCAUAUCCUCCAUCCGCAUCCUGCGGUUCCCGCGGUGGAGGUCGUGGAGCCGUUGGCGGGGGUGGUGUUGUAUAGUCCCAUGGCUACGUUUAGUAGGGAGUGGGAUAGUGUGCGGAGGAACGAAAGCGUUGAUAUGAUUCCCGCGAGUCGGAUUCGUUGGUGGGGUGGUGUUCUGCAUGGGCUGUACGAUCCUUCUUUAUCUGGGGAUGGAGAUGGGACGGAGGCGUUUUUCAGGGGCGAUGCGUAUACGGAGCCGUGUUUGAAUAGUGCGGGUUGGUGGGUGGGGUUGGAUAGGGUUGUUGGAGGGGUGUUGGUGAUGUGUGGUGCUGAUGAGGUGUAUUUGGAUCCUAUUGUGGAGACUGUGCGGAGUGUGAGGGCUGGGUGGGUUGAGGGUGGGGAGGAGGAGGGAGUGGUGGUGGUUGAGACGAUGGGGGAGGCGCAUAUUGGGCCGAUUGUGGAGUUUAUGAUGGGUGGUGGGAAACCGGGGGGUUGUGGGUCGCAGAGGGUGGUUGAGGAGUGGUAUUUGGAGAGGUUGGGGGUGGGAUGUUUCUGAUGGGGAUGAGAGUGUGAUGGACUUUGUGGUGAUGUUUUGGUCUGCUCAAGUCUUUGGAAGAAAGAAGCGAUUCUGAAUUGAACGACUUAUGUCUAUUAUGGUAUUGAAAGUCGAGAUAACAUGAGCAGUGAAUCACAACUUACUGCAAAUUCGAAGACGCCAUGAGACUACAGCAAAGUUCUGGAACAUCUAAUUGAAGCAUAUUGCAUCCACUGAUCCCCACACAGUGGCCUGAAGCCCGCUGAAUCCGCUUAUUUCGGUCAUAGUAGGAUUAACCAACGCAUUCUGCGCGUUUGGAGAAUCCGCCGUGGGAAUGAGAUACAGAUGAUAGUCGGUUAAGUAACGAGAGAUUCGGU
Messenger RNA from Periconia digitata, 1562 nucleotides. The record is from the annotation of a GenBank genome assembly. NCBI's taxonomy places the organism in Eukaryota, Fungi, Ascomycota, Dothideomycetes, Pleosporales, Periconiaceae.